Protopterus annectens (West African lungfish) is the source of this 1929-nucleotide messenger RNA. RefSeq names its product gap junction delta-2 protein-like. The record is from RefSeq and is a predicted model, not a curated record. Lineage: Eukaryota; Metazoa; Chordata; Ceratodontiformes; Protopteridae. Gene Ontology annotation, biological process: cell communication. The transcript has 2 exons. Gene Ontology annotation, cellular component: connexin complex. Bases 1 to 1071 code for a protein of 356 amino acids.
AUGCUAAGACUUCAUGUAAUUGUCUGUGGGAUGCCCUGUGACCUUCGCUGUCAUGUAAGGGGUUCCACUAAAGCUGUCAGCUCAGUGUGUGAAAACAAUUCUGAGGACUGGAGUGUUUUUUCUAGUGAUAGAAGUGAAGCCCAAGUUGUUGGUUUAACUUCAGAUGUUGGAACUCUAAAUUUAUAUCAAGAUGUUCAGCAGGAACUUCAGAUGACAGUGAUGUUGAUGCUGAUAAGGCUGAUACUUCUAACAGUAGUGGUGAUUUUCCGAAUUCUCAUUGUGGCCAUUGUGGGUGAGACUGUGUAUGAGGAUGAACAGACUAUGUUUAUGUGUAAUACUCUACAACCAGGCUGCAACCAAGCAUGUUAUGACAAAGCCUUCCCCAUAUCCCACAUCAGAUAUUGGGUCUUCCAGAUUAUCCUGGUCUGUACUCCCAGCCUUUGCUUUAUUACUUACUCCGUUCAUCAGUCAGCAAAGCAGAGAGACAGACGGUACUCCUUCUUGUAUCCCCUGCUGGAAAAAGAUUGCAACCGUGAAAACAAAAAGGUGAAGAACAUCAACAGAACAAUAUCCCACAAUCAAGAAAGUUCUUCCAGGGAGGAGCCUGAGUGUUUUGAAGUAAAGGAGUUACCCAACACCCCUACUAAGACAAUUAAAACUGCUAAGUUUAAACGCCAGGAAGGGAUUUCCAGAUUUUACAUUAUCCAGGUGGUAUUUAGAAAUGCUCUCGAAAUUGGCUUCUUGGUAGGUCAAUACUUCCUAUAUGGGUUCAACGUUCCUGCCAUUUUUGAAUGUGACAGAUAUCCAUGCCUCAAAGAGGUAGAGUGUUAUGUAUCCAGGCCAACAGAAAAGACUGUGUUCCUGGUGUUUAUGUUUGCUGUUAGUGGGGUCUGUGUGCUCCUAAACCUGGCAGAACUCAACCACUUAGGGUGGAGAAAGAUCAAGACGGCUAUAAGGGGUGUGCAAGCACGCCGAAAGUCACUCUGUGACCUCAGAAAGAAGGACCUGGCAUCUUUGACCCAAGUACCUAACCUUGGAAGGACACAGUCAAGUGAAUCUGCAUAUGUUUAAGAUGAUUGUUACUUUUAUAUGUAUAUAUAAAACAGCUGAUGUACUGCAGUACUGGGUUUAAAAAUGUGCCAUCUUUUGAUGCCUGUAAGCCGUUUCUAGUUUACUGUCUUGCACUGACUGAAUGAGAGACUAUGAUUCUUAUGUGCUUAUAAUGUUGUUACUGUUACCAUCUGCAGUAUGACAUCUACCAAAGUCGAAAGGUGCUAAUCAUUCAGCCUGACAGAUACAAAAUUUAUGAAACCAACCUCUAGCAGUGAGGUGAUAUUGUAUCACAUAAAGGGUGCAAUGCACUAGUCCCUGGAAUAAAUAGUGUAUCUUCUCCAGUUUUAUUUCAGCUUUGUAAUUCAUUUAGGCAGAAGUUAUGCCACCUAUUUAAAUGUGCUCUAAAUGUGUUUUCUAUCAGAUUUGUGCUUAAAUCCACUAGUCAAAAAACAAGUAAUCUUACACUGUUUUGUUUUAAAUCCACUAGUCACAUUCUGCUUGCUUCUAUACACUGUCCUUGCUGUCAUUUUAUUUGCAAGACAUCCUGUUUUUCUUUAACCCCCUCCAUGCAACCUGCUCUCUCCUAUGGUAAAGGAGCUGUAAACAAAGCUUGCAUCAAGCUGAGACAUCAGCUCAUAAUGAGCUAUCUGUAACAUCAAAACAAGCAAGUGCUUCAAUCUUUCUACAAUCUAAGCUUUGGAAUGCACCAUCAUUGCAACUAAUGAUUCAGACUGUUAUCAGUACAGAUGUCUCAAAUAAUGCCUAAACUGUGGUACACAUAUCUCCAGUCUGCUAUAUAACAGUAGCAUUAAAACAGAAAUACUGUUUAGUGGCACACCUCUCAACUGUACAGAUUUUCGCAGAUGUCCAGAUUUU